AUGGCCACCCUCAUUCUCCUCCAUGCCCCUUCCUCCUCAUGCCGCAAGGGCGGGGCGACAGCGGACCUCCUCGGGCGACCUGACCUCACCGAGGUGGACAACGCUCCUGGCCUCACCGGGCACGAUCAAGCAAGCGUCAAUGCUGGAUUGCCUAUUGGACCUUCUGUCAGGGUUCAUACUUUGAUUCAUGGCAUAUACACUAUGAAAAAGCUAAACAAGCACAACUAUCCAAUUGGAAAGCGCAUGCAACAAGUGGGAAUAAUAAUUUCCGCUUUAGUAAUGGGCACACUUGGCUUCCAAGUGCCGAUCGAAUCAGGGCACCAACUCAUAACUCAGAUUGUGCUCUACAUUGACGUGGGUACACUGAUUGGCAAGUCCAAGUCGGGCAGCAGAGUACCUGAUGAAGCUCACAUAACUGAUCUGGAACCACCAUGA
Miscanthus lutarioriparius is the source of this 435-nucleotide messenger RNA. The record is from the annotation of a GenBank genome assembly. NCBI's taxonomy places the organism in Eukaryota, Viridiplantae, Streptophyta, Magnoliopsida, Poales, Poaceae.